This is a messenger RNA of Xenopus tropicalis (tropical clawed frog), 2091 nucleotides long. Its product is annotated as potassium two pore domain channel subfamily K member 16. Gene Ontology annotation, molecular function: potassium channel activity. Gene Ontology annotation, biological process: potassium ion transmembrane transport. Gene Ontology annotation, cellular component: membrane. The record is from RefSeq and is a predicted model, not a curated record. The transcript has 5 exons. Lineage: Eukaryota; Metazoa; Chordata; Amphibia; Anura; Pipidae. The coding region runs from base 174 to 1130 and encodes 318 amino acids.
ACCACCUACUAUACUUGUAAGGAAACGGGCCACCCGUGGAAAAAGGGCUCUUCACAGUCCAAGCUCAGCCCCCCUUGAGCAGAGUCACAAUCUGUGCUUCCUGCUUCUCACAGAUAUCUGCAAGGAAGGCUACACAACAGCAGGGGGGACAGCGUUGGGUGCCACAUAACAGCAUGCCUUCUGCUGAGAUAUUGAAGAGCAUUCUCUUGGCUAUGGCCUUCAUGGUGUAUUUGCUGGUUGGGGCACUAGUAUUCCAGGUGCUGGAAAAAGAGGCAGAGGAUACAGCAAAAACAGACACAGAGCGCCACAGACUGGACUUCUUGAAGAACUACACAUGCCUCACAAAGGAAGCCCUGGAUCAUCUUGUUAAUGUUAUUACUGAUGCUGUUAAACAAGGGAUUCAUCCUCUAGAAAAUCAAACUAAAAAUAGUCAUUCCAACUGGGAUAUGAGCAGCUCCUUUUUCUUUGCUGGUACAGUGGUGACCACAAUCGGAUAUGGGACACUUUCACCUAGAACUCCAGGAGGCCAGAUUUUCUGUGUUUUAUAUGCUUUAUUUGGGAUCCCAUUGAAUGUAAUUGUUCUGGGUCGUGUUGGAAAAAUUCUUUCAAGAGUGUGCCACAGACUUGGGCAAUAUUUCUUUAACAAAGGAAUGAAACCGAAAAAAGCAAAAGUACUGACAAUUAUAUUUUUCUCGGUGACUGGAAUCAUUGUCUUUUUGGGGCUCCCACCACUGCUAUUUACAAAAACAGAAAAAUGGACUUACACUGAAGGUGUUUACUAUGCGUUCAUUUCUCUCAGCACCAUUGGAUUUGGGGACUAUGUUGUGGGCUAUGGACCACAGCACUUCAUGCCUUUCCGUGGCUUCCGUGCCUUGGUAUGCCUUUGGAUUAUAUUUGGACUGUCAUGGCUUUCUCUUCUGUUUAACUUGCUGACUUCUCUCCUAGAAGACACAGAAAAGAAAAUAGCCAAAGAUAUCCAGAAGAAAGUGAAAAGUAAAAAAGAUAGUGAGCAAAUAGCUCUGGAGCCUUUAACCAGCUCUUAUUUAUCAGAGAGUGAGAAGACUGUGGAUUCAAACAACUGCAAUAUCCCUGGGGAACAAUCAGGAAAAAUGGCAAAUUAUGACUUUUAAACUUGAGAGGAUCUGGACAGAAGAAGCUGUGUGGCUAACAUGCUGGGAAAAAAACUAUUGCUUUAGCGCAGUGCUGUCCAACAUUUCCAGUGCACUGGGCCCUUUAUACAGUAUUUUGCAAAGAAAUUAUACAAAGAAUUCCACAGAGCCAUUUAAAGACGCCACAUGUGAUCUUUGGGACGCUAUUUGGACAUACAUGUUCUAGAAUAUAGCUACAAACAUGCAUGCUGGAACUAUGGAGGGACAACUAAUAGGAUAAUGCCCAGUUUUAACAGAAUAUUUGUUACACUCCUUGUUGGAUUAUUAUGAGCAAUUCAUUGAAGUUUUGCAAUCAGUGGUAUAAUUCCAGAGGCCUAGGUCCUCCACCCAAGCCCAAAAUUGUGGAUCACCCAAGAUGCAUGUAAAAUUGCUGGUUGAGGGUCAUCCACAAUUUUGUGUCUGUCAUGAUCUUCUCAAUACCACAGGGGGGCCACAAGGUCUGCCCCCCAUAUAGUUAAGCUACUGCUUAUAGUGCUUAUAUUUGACAAAUCAAUUAUAUUCUUGUGAACAGGAGCAUGUGAAUUGAACCUGAUUCAACUAUAGAUGCUCAAUGUUGGUGAUCACCAAGAAGAGGACAUGAAUCGGAAAGAGAUGUCACCCACAAAACUUGCUUUCAAGAUACAAGAUAGGGGAAAUUAAUAUGUUUAGGGGGUGCUAAGUGGUGUGAUUUGGGAUGGCUCUGGCAUUCAUCUCUGCCUUCUCCAGCUAGUUCUGUUUUGCAUCAAAAAGCAAAAGUCACUUAAAUAAAUGCAAUUUAUAAAUCGUAUUUUGUACUGAUGUUCGCAAAUAGAUAUAUUUUUGUUACUUUUCACCUGCAUUGUCUGUUCUGUAUAGCUAUUUUUGUUACCUUACCUAUUUAAAACCACAGAAUGUAUAUUUCAUGUACAAUGUUGUAUUAGUAUAAAUAAAAAAAAAGAGCCAA